UCUGCAACCACAGGAUCCCUGCUGAGGCACUGGCGGGAGGCAGAGAAAGGAAAAACAGCGGAGGAGUGUGAGCAGAGCUUUUGGCAGCCAGUCUGAACCCUCAGAAGAAUUCUCUUCAGAAACCGGAGUAAAACAGAACCAACCGUCCACGAUAAGGAAAAUCAAAACCAAGAUGUAGCAGUGACGACUCGAAAGAAGAAACGUGACUUCUCCUCCGGGACAAAGAUCUGUGGAUGAACUUUUCGAAGAUUCUUGCUUCAGCUUCCUCAGAGUGAGUUUACCUCUAAAUUGUGGUUGCUAGCACUUCAAUAGACAAGCAGAGACAGAAGCAGAGACAGAAAAAGUGUGUCAAACAUUCCGGAGAAAGUCACCAAGUGUAGGAAGUUACUAUGGUUUUCCCAAGAGUUUUUCAAACUUCAAUUAUAAAAGAGACUUUCACAUCCACUUCCUUGAUGUCCUUUAACAAAACAAACAAGUCAAAAUGAGGAAGAGACACUUGAGACUGGGUCAGCAAAUGUGGGCUCUCCUCUGCAAGAACUGGCUCAGAAAGUUCAGGAUGAGAAGAGAGACCCUCCUGGAAUGGCUUUUCUCACUUCUUCUAAUAUUGUUUGUAUAUCAAUUAUCCUCCAAUUUGCAUCAAGUUCAUGACGCUCCUGAAAUGUCUGUGGUGGAUCUGGGACGUGUUGAUAAGUUUAACGAUUCUAAUUAUAUGAUGGUGUUUGCUCCUGAGUCCGAAGCCACCCAUGAGAUAAUGACCAAAGUGGCCUCAGCUCCAUUCAUGAAAGGAAGAACUAUCGUGGCAUGUCCUGAUGAAAAAACCAUGAAUGAGCUAGAUUUAAAUUACUCGAUAGAUGCAGUGAGAGUCAUCUUCAAGGACACUUUCUCAUAUCAUUUGAAAUUUUCUUGGGGUCAGAGGAUCCCUAAAACGAAAGAGCACAAAGACCAUUCAGCUCCUUGUGAAUCAUUGAACAAUAAAAUGAUUUGUGAAAACUCAGUCUUCUGGGAAAAGGGCUUUGUAGCCUUUCAGGCUGCCAUUAAUGCUGGUAUCAUUGAGAUGACCACAAACCACUCCGUGAUGGAAGAGCUGAUGUCAGUCAUUGGUUCAAAUAUGAAGAUGCCACCUUUUAUUGCCCAAGGAGGAGUUGCAACUGAUUUUUUUAUUUUCUUCUGUGUCAUUUCCUUCUCUUCACUUAUAUACUAUUUAUCAGUCAAUAUUACUCAAGAAAGACAGUACAUGACAACAUUAAUGGCGAUGAUGGGGCUUCGAGAGUCGGCUUUCUGGCUUUCCUGGGGUCUGAUGUAUGCUGGCUUUAUCCUUGUCGUGGCUGUUUUGAUGUCUCUUAUUGUGAAAUCUGCCCAAGUUGUCGUCUUAACUGGUUUCAUGGUGGUGUUCCUUCUGUUUCUCUUUUAUGGCCUUUCUUUGAUAACUUUAUCUUUCCUCAUGAGUGUGUUGAUAAAGAAGCCGUUUCUUACUGGCUUGGCUGUCUUCCUCCUUACCGUCUUCUGGGGAAGUCUGGGAUUCACAGCGUUAUACAAACAUCUUCCUGCCUUUGUGGAAUGGACCUUGUGUUUUCUUAGCCCCUUUGCCUUUACCACUGGAAUGGCCCAGCUUAUACAUUUGGACUAUGAUGUGAAUUCUAAUGUAAAUUUGAACUCUCCAAACAACUCAUACCUAAUCAUGGCCACCCUCUUCAUGCUGGUUUUGGAUGCUCUUCUCUAUUUGGUACUGGCAUUAUAUUUUGACAAAAUUACACUCAGUAAGUACGGACAUCAACGGUCUCCAUUGUUUUUCUUGAAGUCGUCUUACUGGUUUAAACGCAGAGGAGCUAGUCAUGUGGUCCUUGAGAAUGAAAUAGAUUCGGAUCCCUCACUAAAUGACUCACUGGAACCAGCGUCUCCAGAAUUCCAGGGGAAAGAAGCUAUCAGGAUCAAAAAUCUUAAAAAAGAAUAUUCAGGAAAGCAUGGGAAAGUAGAAGCUUUGAGAGGUCUGGGGUUUGACAUAUAUGAAGGCCAGAUCACUGCCCUCCUUGGUCACAGUGGAGCUGGGAAAACCACCCUGAUAAAUACACUCAGUGGACUGUCACCCCCUACUACAGGUUCCGUCACCAUUUAUAACCAGACAGUUUCAGAGAUGGAUGACUCUGACGCCGUCCUCAUGCUCACUGGAGUUUGUCCACAAUCCAACGUACAGUUUGGCUUUCUCACCGUGCGAGAAAACCUCAGGCUUUUUGCCAAGAUAAAGGGAAUUUUGCCACAUGAAGUGGAGCAAGAGGUACAACAAGUUCUACGGGACUUAGAAAUGGAAAAUAUUCAAGACAUUCUUGCUCAGAAUUUAAGUGGUGGACAAAAAAGGAAGCUGACUCUUGGGAUCGCCAUUUUAGGAGACCCCCAGGUUUUGCUCCUGGAUGAACCAACUGCUGGGUUGGAUCCACUCUCGAGGCACCGCAUAUGGAACCUACUGAAAGAGAGGAGACCAGGCAGAGUAAUUGUCUUCAGUACUCAGUUCAUGGAUGAGGCUGAUAUCCUGGCUGACAGGAAGGUGUUUAUAUCCAAUGGGAGACUGAGGUGUGCGGGCUCUUCUCUGUUCCUGAAGAAGAAAUGGGGCAUUGGCUAUCAUCUAAGUUUGCAUUUGAAUGAAGCGUGUGAUCCAGAGGGUAUAACGUCACUGGUCAAAAAGCACAUCCCAGACGCCAGGCUGACCACACAAAGUGAAGAACGGCUUGUCUAUAUCUUGCCCCUGGAAAGGACAAACAAGUUUCCAGACCUUUACCGGGAUCUUGAUAGAUGUUCUAACCAAGGCAUUGAGGAUUAUGGUGUUUCCAUGACAACCCUGAAUGAGGUGUUCCUGAAGUUAGAAGGGAAGUCGAUGGCUGAUGAAUCAGAUGUUGGAAUUUGUGGGCGCUUACAAAGCGAUGGGGCAAGAGACGUGGAAAGCCUCGUUGAGCUGGAGCAAGUGUUGUCUUUAGAUUCUUCAGGAAGCUCGGUGAGUGGCAUGGCGCUGUGGAGGCAGCAGCUCUGCGCAGUCGCGAAGGUUCGCUUCCUCAAGCUCAAGAAUGAACGGAAAAGUCUGAUGACUGUGUUAUUGCUUUUUGGCAUUAGCUUUGUCCCCCAACUUUUGGAACAUCUCGUCUACAAGGUAUACCACAAAAGUUACUCAUGGGGGCUCUCUCCAAGUAUGUAUUUCCUUUCACCAGGACAGCCAGCACAGGAUCCUCUGACCCACUUACUGGUCAUCAAUAGAACAGGUUCAAGCAUUGAUAACUUUGUACAUGCCCUAAGACAGCAGGGCAUAGCAUUAGACCUGGAUGCCUUGGGGACCAGAAAUGGCACAGAAGAGGCGCUGUACAAUGGUGCUAUCACAGUGCUGGGUGAAGAAAAGGAUCUCAGAUUUUCCGUAGCAUGUAAUGCCAAAAGACUAAACUGCUUUCCAGUCCUCAUGGAUAUUAUUAGCAAUGGGCUGCUUGGAACAUUUAACUCUUCUGAACGCAUCCAGACCGACAGAAGCACAGUCUUUGAAGAGCACAUGCUCUAUGAGUACGGAUUCAUGAGCAACGCAUUUUUCUGGAUACCAGUGGCUGCCAGCCUCACCCCUUACAUUGCGAUGGGCAGCAUCAGCGACCACAAAAAAAAAGUUCUUUCCCAGCUGUGGACUUCAGGCCUUUACCCGUCUGCUUACUGGUGUGGACAGGCUCUGGUGGACAUUCCCAUAUACUUCCUCAUUCUCUUUCUCAUGCAAAUAAUGGACAGUGUUUUUAGUUCCGAGGAGCUUAUAACUGUGAUGGAGAGCCUGUUCAUUCAGAUCCCAUGUAGUAUUGGAUAUGCAUCAUCUCUCAUAUUCAUGACUUAUGUGAUUUCAUUCAUUUUUCGUAAUGGCAGAAAAAAUAGUGGCAUCUGGUCAUUUUUCUUCCUAAUUGUCACCAUCUUCUUUAUCAUUGCUACCGACAUAAAUGAAUAUGGCUUUCUAGAGCUGCUAAUCUGCACCUUUUUAGUCCCUCCUUUCACACUGAUUGGCUCGCUAUUGAUUUUUUCCGAGGUUUCCUAUGACUCUGUGGAUUACUUAGAAGCAUCAGAAUCUCAACUUGUAUUUCUGGCAUUGCUGAUACCUUACCUUCAUUUUCUUCUUUUCUUUUUCAUUCUGCGAUGUCUGGAAAGAUACCUCAGGAAGAAGUCACUGAGAGUGGACCCUGUGUUCAGAAUUUCUCCGAGAAGCUGUCAUGCUUUUCCAAACCCAGAAGAGCCUGGAGAAGAGGAUGAAGAUGUUCAGAUGGAAAGAGUGAGAACAACGGGUGCCAUGGCUACCCUACAGACUGAUGAGAAACCAGUCAUCAUUGCAAGCUGUCUGCGGAAGGAAUAUACAGGCAGAAGGAAAAGGUGCUUUUCCAAAACGAAGAAAAAGAUUGCCACAAGGAACAUCUCCUUCUGUGUUAAAAAAGGUGAAGUCCUAGGGCUCUUAGGACACAAUGGAGCUGGCAAAAGUACAACAAUUAGCAUGAUAACAGGAGACACAAUACCAACCGCAGGUCAGGUGUUUUUGAAAGGGAGCGGUGGGGGUGCUGCUCUCGGGUUCUUGGGGUACUGCCCUCAGGAGAACGUGCUGUGGCCCAACCUGACAGUGAAGGAACAUCUGGAGUUGUAUGCUGCUGUGAAGGGGCUGAAGAAAAAGGAUGCUGUGGUCACCAUCUCACGGUUGGUGAAUGCCCUUAAACUGCAGGACCACUUGAAGGCUCUUGUCAGGACCUUGUCAGAGGGAGUGAAGAGAAAGCUUUGUUUCGUGCUGAGCAUCUUGGGGAACCCUUCUGUGGUGCUUCUGGAUGAGCCAUCGACUGGGAUGGACCCCGAAGGGCAGCAGCAAAUGUGGCAGGCGAUCCGGGCCACUUUCACAAACACAGAGCGGGGCGCCCUCCUGACCACCCAUUACAUGGCAGAGGCGGAGGCUGUGUGUGACCGUGUGGCCAUCAUGGUAUCUGGGAGGCUGAGGUGCAUUGGUUCUAUCCAACAUCUGAAGAGCAAAUUCGGCAAAGAUUACCUGCUGGAGAUGAAGGUGAAGACCCCCUCGCAGGUGGAGCCCCUAAACAUGGAGAUCAUGAGACUGUUCCCCCAGGCUGCUCGGCAGGAAAGGUACUCCUCUCUGAUGGUCUAUAAGUUGCCUGUUGAGGAUGUACGACCUUUAUCCGAGGCUUUCUUCAAAUUGGAGAGAUUGAAAGAAGAUUUUGACCUGGAAGAAUACAGCCUCUCACAGUCUACUCUGGAGCAGGUCUUCCUGGAGCUCUCCAAGGAGCAGGAGCUGGAUGACUUUGGCGAAGAAGCCAAUUCCUCAGUGAAAUGGAAGCUCCUCCCACAGGAAGAGCUUUAAAGCUCAAAAUCCUCUCUGUAUCCUCAAGCUCACAUCCCUCUUACAGACAGUAUAUUUAAGAGCAUCACUAUGCCUUAGUUAUCUCAAUGUAGCAUUAAGUAUUUCUGAAACUUGAGUCAGAUAUUUUUCUUUUUCUUUUUCUUUUUUUUUUGUAAUGGCCAGUGUGCAAACAGCUUAGAACACGCAGCCAGACUAUGCUCAAUCAAGUCACGUUGCACACAGUGUGGAGUUUUAAAAUGCAUUUACAAUAGUAUUGAUGCUUCUGAGCAUGCUAACGAGACUGAUCGAUUUUCUUCGCCUGAACUUCAAAACAUUAACUUUUUUCUUUCCUCUGUGUCUAGGUAAGGUAUAAUGUAAACAAUAUUGAUUUUAGGGAGAAGAAGAUCAAUUGAUUUCCCAACAGCACAGUAUUUGUUUUUUGUGUAACUCACCCUGACCUGUCUAUCAUUCACUGGUUCUUUACUCACAGUUUGCCCACUCUGAGUUACGGAGAAAUGUUUUGUCCACUGUGACUGACUGCAAAAGCAGCUUUAAACUGGUGGACAUAAAUACUUGCAACCAUUAAAUAUCUGUGUGCAUGUUUACAUAUGAAUCUGAAACAUAUCUGAAAUUUUGAUUUGUGAAAAAGUAAUGCAGAGGAGGGUUGGCUUAGUAUGUCUUUAUUUACCAAGUCUGUGAAUGCUACAACCUAUCUACUGCAAUAUCAGUACAGUUACCUGGACUCUUAUCUAGGAGAUUUUUUUUGUCACUACUAUUAUUGUUACUAAUUAACCAAACAUUUAUAUGAAAUUAUAAGUUAAUAUGAAAAAAUUAUAUGAAAAAAAAUUCCCUUGAUGCUAGGGUUGUAACUUCAUAGUGUGUGUGAAUAUCAAUUGCCCUCAACUUACAAGGAGAAUUCUCAAGUAGACUUUGAGCAAAGGCUCUAAGCCUUCAAAGUUAAAAAGAGACAUUAAUGCUGGCCUUGCUGAUGUACCUGGCUUUAUGAAUAACAACUUAAUCCGUACAUGUCAAUGCAUUAAAAACACUUUAUUUAGGGCCAGAAAACUGUCUCAGCUGGUUAAGGCGCCCAGUUGUCAAGUCUGAUGUCCAGAGUUUGAUCCUUGGGUGGGACCCAAAUUGUUCAAGGAGAGAACCAUCACUCAAGUUGUAUUCUGAUCUCCACAUACAUGUAGUGUCAGGCAUAUAUGUCUACAUACCUGCACUCAGGACAAACAAACAAACAAACAAACAAAAUUUAAAUAAAAAUAUAAUGGGCUUUCCUGUGGUGUUUUCCAAUAUAGUCUGGUUUUGUUGAUCCUUCUCCAUUGCUCCCCCUUCCUCUUUUUUCCUCUGUACCACUCUGGCUGGUCAUCUUACCCACCAGCCCUCUUCCGUUUUUUAUGUAGCAUGUAUUUCAAAACCUUCCUUUAUGUUCCCCUCCUUAAUAGUACUCAUGAGUUUUUCUCAGUUUGACACAGACUUGAGUCACUCAGAACAAGGGAACCUCAGUUAAGGAACUGUUGGUGUAUCCACAUAGCAUCUUCUUUGCUUUUUAUUUUUAUCUUAUGGGCAUUUUCAUUGCAUGUAUAUCUGCACAUCACACAUAUAAGAUGCCUAUGGAGACCAGAAGAGGGCAUUAAAGAAACACCCAGAGAUUGGAAUUGUAUACAGAGGGGAGCCUCCAUAUGCUAGGACUGAGUUAUCUCUCCAGCCCCAGGCAUUUUCUUGCUUAUCAGUUGAUAGAAUGGUAUCCAGCCCACUCUCAAUGCUACCAUCUUUAGGCAAGUGACUCUGGAAUGUCUAAGGAAGGCAGCUGAGCAAACCUGGGCAAGCAAACCAGUAAGCAUCAUCCCUCCAUGAUCUCUGCUUCAGUUCCUGCCUUGA
Mus caroli (Ryukyu mouse) is the source of this 7216-nucleotide messenger RNA. NCBI's taxonomy places the organism in Eukaryota, Metazoa, Chordata, Mammalia, Rodentia, Muridae. The record is from RefSeq and is a predicted model, not a curated record.